Messenger RNA from Perkinsus marinus ATCC 50983, 711 nucleotides. RefSeq lists its product as hypothetical. NCBI's taxonomy places the organism in Eukaryota, Perkinsozoa, Perkinsida, Perkinsidae. The coding region runs from base 8 to 646 and encodes 212 amino acids. The transcript has 4 exons. The record is from RefSeq and is a predicted model, not a curated record.
GGUUUUAAUGACAGCAUCCGUGGCGGAUACAGAGGGAAGGGUUGCCUCAGACAUCGGGUCGGAGGAUCGGCAACAGUCUACGAUAGCAUGUGAAGGAAUGGGCGAUGCUGGUCAUGCUCUCGUGGAGGGCGAGAGAUUGUCUACCUCAGUGGUGACCACACCGCAGAAUCUAGUGAAGGAAGAGGAGAACGCACGUGCCCAAGGAGAUUUCGAAAAAUUCCGAGACUGUUUUGAUCGUGAUGCGAUAGCAAAUGGAUCUGAGCAAGCGAAGAUAUGUUUGAAAAUGCUCGCGGAGGGCUUAAGAUGCCCCGAUGAGUACUGGGCACAAACGAAAGAAGUACUGGUGGAAAGUUUGAAGGGCGGUACAUCCUGCCGGGACCAAGCCACUGAUACUCCCAAUGCGCUGAAGCAACGACAAUGGAUCUAUGGGCGCCUGAGCUCCCUUCCCGUACCACCGAAGAAUGGCUUGCAACGGUUGGCUGAGUGCUGUCUUGACGAGUCGACGUGGCGGGGCAUAGACAAGUGGACCUUCGCUGUACUGCGUUGCAUGAGUAGCGUGGAUAUUCCUGAGGACUCUCGACCUUGUCGGUCACCCAACACGAGCGGAAGAAAACGGAAAGUUGAGCAGCGGGAAAGCACGUUAUAGCAGCAACUCAUCUCUACAGGCUAGCAUCCCCUCCCAUUCUGUAAUCAACAUUUCACUGGUAUAGU